AAACUAUAAUUAUUUUUGUUUUCAAGCAUUCUUUUGUAACUAUUCAUUUAAGAUGGUGGUGUAGGAUUUUGUAAACCCAACUAAAGCUAUUGGAAUGUUAUAUUCCUAUAAUUUCAGCCCAAUAGAUAUCUGCCAAAAUGGAGGGUUAACAUCUUGUUUCCUUCUCUUUCAUGCUAUAUAUCAGUCCAACUAGAUGAGAAGAAUCGACAAUGUAAAAAUUAUUGGCAUAAAAAACCUUAGUGAUGGCAAAUUCAUCAGAAGGAACUGACCUAAUAAGGACGACACUAUAUGGAGGGCGUACAUUAUGGGCAGUAGUGAAAAGAUGACUUACCAAAAAACAAAUGAAAUGAAAUGAACUGAACCACCAUCACUCAUUCAUACGCCCUCCCCUCGCAUGAAGAUAAGAUUAUUAACGAGCUUCUUACACGUGGCAUCCUCAUAAUUGUGGUUGAUGAUAAUUAUUUUCUAUGCAUAUGCUAUUGGUCUAAUAUUAACGUAAUAUCUUCAUCAAAGUAAACCAACGGUCAAGAUUAGAAGAAAUCCGAGCAGAAGGAAUUGUGUCCAUAAGAUGUAUGAUAUGUUAUUGGAUCAUUAUAUAUAGAGGGGGGUAAGGUUCCCAUAUGCGCAGAGCAAGGGAGCACAGAACAGAGAAAGGCAAAGAAGAAGUUAAAAAAAAGUAAUAGAGAAGGCAUAUUAAGCUAUGGCUUCUUCAAUGAUGUCUUCUGCCACCGUCGCCACCGUAAGCCGUGCCAGCCCAGCACAGGCCACCAUGGUCGCACCCUUCACUGGCCUCAAAUCUGCUGCUGCUUUCCCCAGCACCAAGAAAGCCAACAACGAUAUUACCUCCAUCACCAGCAACGGUGGAAGAGUUCAGUGCAUGCAGGUAUGGCCACCAAGGAACGUGAAGAAAUUCGAGACCCUUUCCUAUCUUCCACCACUUUCAGUUGAGUCAUUGCUUAAGGAAGUUGAGUACCUCCUAAGAAAUGGAUGGAUUCCCUGCUUGGAAUUCACUAUCGAUGACCCUUUUGUGUCCCGUGAGAACAAUAGAUCCCCAGGGUACUACGAUGGACGUUACUGGACCAUGUGGAAGCUGCCCAUGUACGGAUGCACUGACGCAACUCAGGUGAUUUCUGAGGUUGAGGAGGCGGCGAAGGAGUACCCCGACGCACAUAUCAGAAUCAUUGGCUUCGACAACAACCGUCAAGUGCAAUGCAUCAGUUUCAUUGCCUACAAGCCCCCAGUCUAAGUCAAAAACUGUCGUUUUGUAUAGCUAAGUAAAGUGGUUCAUCACACCCUCUUCUGAGCUAUAUAUUUAUAUAUAAACAAAAGGGUCUACGGUCUCUCUGAUUAAAUUUGUAUUUAGGCUUUUGAAAGAUCCUUUUAUUUUCUUUCUUUUUUUUUCUUUUUUUUUGUUCUUUUUUAAUGUUGGUACUUUAGAUUUUUGGAUCGGAACAGUUCGAUCGUAAUUUGCUUUUUGAAUUUCUGUUCCUCGAACUUUAAAUGUGGUCGAGAAUUUACCAUUAAUAAUAAGCAUCUUACUCUC
This is a messenger RNA of Cannabis sativa, 1543 nucleotides long. Its product is annotated as ribulose bisphosphate carboxylase small subunit, chloroplastic-like. NCBI's taxonomy places the organism in Eukaryota, Viridiplantae, Streptophyta, Magnoliopsida, Rosales, Cannabaceae. The transcript has 3 exons. The record is from RefSeq and is a predicted model, not a curated record. Bases 701 to 1246 code for a protein of 181 amino acids.